Emys orbicularis (European pond turtle) is the source of this 879-nucleotide messenger RNA. RefSeq names its product syntaxin 19 (gene STX19). Lineage: Eukaryota; Metazoa; Chordata; Testudines; Emydidae. Gene Ontology annotation, biological process: intracellular protein transport; exocytosis; synaptic vesicle fusion to presynaptic active zone membrane. Bases 1 to 879 code for a protein of 292 amino acids. Gene Ontology annotation, cellular component: synaptic vesicle; plasma membrane; presynaptic active zone membrane. Gene Ontology annotation, molecular function: SNARE binding; SNAP receptor activity. The transcript has a single exon. The record is from RefSeq and is a predicted model, not a curated record.
AUGAAAGACCGCCUUCAAGAACUUAAACUGCGAGCAAAAGAACUGCAGCUAGCUGAAGAGAACAGCUGUGCCCCUGAGGUGAAAGAAGAUCAAGUAGAGUUUGAACAGCAAGCUAUUAUUUAUGAGAAAGAGCCCAUAACUGAGAGGCACCUAAAUGAAAUCCAGAGACUUCAGGACGAAAUUAGUAACUUGGCAGAGGAUGUUCAAAAGUUUGGUCAGCAGCAGAAAAGCCUUGUGUCCUCAAUGAGAAGGUUCAGUGUUCUUAAAAAGGAGUCCAACAUUACAAGAGAAAUAAAAAUACAAGCAGAGCAUGUAAGUAAAUGCUUGGAUGAACUAUCAAAAACAGUGAAGAAGUCUGAAAGCGAACACGGGCCAUCUUCCGCCAUUGUAAGAAUCCUUACAUCUCAGCAUGCGUUCCUUUUCCGGCGUUUCCAGGAAACCAUGCUUUCAUACAAUGAUGCUAUAACAGCCAAGCAGGAGAAAUGCAAGACAUUCAUUGUCCGCCAGCUUGAUGUGGUUGGGAAAGAGAUCUCCGAGGAAGAAGUGAAUGAUAUGCUUCAACAAGGAAAAUGGGAGAUUUUCAAUGAAAAUCUGCUUACUGAAGUCAAAAUCACUAAAGCUCAACUAUCGGAGAUUGAACAAAGACACAAAGAACUGGUCAAUCUGGAGAACCACAUCAAAGAAUUGAAGGAAUUGUUUAUCCAGAUCUCGCUUCUGGUGGAGGAACAAGGAGAAAUUAUCAACAACAUUGAAAUGGGUGUAAACAAUACUCAAGAUUAUGUUCAAAUAUCAAGAGAGAAGUUUAGACUUGCAGCCAAGUAUAGAAAGAGAAACCCUUGUAAAGCAAUAUGUUGCUGGUGUUGUCCACGCUGCAGAUAA